Brenthis ino (lesser marbled fritillary) is the source of this 4857-nucleotide messenger RNA. Lineage: Eukaryota; Metazoa; Arthropoda; Insecta; Lepidoptera; Nymphalidae. The record is from the annotation of a GenBank genome assembly.
AUGGGUGCAAAAGAUUCAAAACCUAGUUUUAUAUCUUACGAAGAUGCAGCUAAACGAGUAUCUGAUAGUGAAUUGAGGCGUAUACGUGAGGCAUUUAAAAGAUGUGCUGGAGCGAACGGCUCGACCUUGAGCUUGGAUGCGUUCAUCCAUGAAGUGUUGUGCGAUGGAGUCCCAUACGAAGUUGCAGAGUGGUUGUACCAGGCUUGUGGGGGCACAAAACGUGGUAUUACCUUUAAGGACUUGCUGUGUGGAGUGGUUGUUCUUACUAAGGGCAACAUUGAAGAAAAAAUAAAGUUCCUCUGGACUCUCUAUGUAAAUAAUCAAAGUGAAAAUGGCUCAUAUAUAUACAAAAGGGACUUUGCUAGAGCCCUUCAGUUGGAGAACUCUUCUCUACCUUUAUCUGAAUCCCACCGUACCAUAGAAAUACUUACAAGUCUGUUUGGGAACUGUGAAAAAGUCACAUUUGAUCAAUUCAGAUCUUGGCUUCUCAUACACAAAGAUGCCACAGUGCUGUCAAAGUGGCUGCUGUUUGAUAGAAGUAAUGUUAUGCAAGACUUGGAGACACCAACAUUCUAUCAGAGCCUGGCUGGUGUCACACAUCUUGAGGAAAGGGACAUAAUAGAGUUGGAAAAGUACUUCUGGUCGCUCCGCAACUCGACGGCGACGGGCGAGCUGGACGCGGUCAGCAUGCGCGCGCUGCUGUCGCCGCCGCUGCCGCGCGCCGCCGUCGAGGGCGUCUUCCUGGCCUUCGACGAGAACAGGGACGGGCACAUCGACUUCAAGGAGCUGUGCUGCGGCCUCAGUGCAGCUUGUCGGGGACCCACCACUGAGAGGUUAAAGUUCUGUUUUAAAAUUUUCGAUUUGGACCGCGAUGGGAUACUCAAUAAGAAGGAGCUUAUCGAUAUGAUUGGGAUUCUAUGCACUGUUGCCAACGAAGCUAUAAAGAACCAAGGCUCCCGGUCCUCAACUCCCUCAGAUGGGGAGUCAGAGGGUGAGAAAGGAUUCGACCCUGAGGUCGUAUUAAUGAAUCUAAAGGAUAAGCUGGUGACAGUCCAAGGGGAGGAACGAAAACCGUUCUUCCAUUUGGGGCCUAAUGAUGGGGAAGAUAUGGUCAUACUGAGUGAGCAAAAAGAGUCGCGCGAGGAGUGUGGGGGCGCGGCGCUGCGCGCGGAGGAGUUCCUGAUCUGGGCGGUGGAGAGCGCGGAGGCGCUGGUGGCGCCCUUCCUGGAGCUGGUGUUCGGCGUGUGCCACGUGGCACUGGGCCUGCGCCCGCAGUGCCGCCACCGCGAGCGCGACAUCGUGCUGGGCUGGGUGCGGCGCGAAACGUGCCGCGGGCUGGCCGUGGGGCAGUUCUGGUACCUGGUGGCGGCGCCGUGGUGGCGCGCCUGGUUGGCGCACGCCGCCGCGCCGCCGUACGCCUGCUGCCGCGCGCGCGCGCCGCACGCGCCGCUCGACGACGCGCUCGUCGCCGACGACAGCUUCACUACCAACUCUACGGAGUCGAUGGGGUCGCUACUGUGGCGCGCAGAGAGCGCGUCUCUGGGCAGCGCGGGCAGCAGCGGCGUGGGGUCGGCGCGGCGCGCGGCGCCCGGCGCGCCGCAUCCGGGGCCCGUAGACAACGCACCGCUGCUGGCGCCGGCGGGAGCGGGCGGCGCAGCCAGCGUGCGCACGCUCACGGGCGAGGGCGGGCACCUGCGGCGCGACGUGACGCUGGCGCAGCACCGCGACUUCGAGCUGCUGCCGGACGCCCUGUGGCGCGCCGUGGCGCUCUGGUAUGGCGCGCCAGACCCGCUGCCCAGGCAGGUUAUAAGGCCACCCAACUCUGAAGUGGAAUUGGAAUUAUAUCCUUUACAACUAAAAAUUUUACGUCACGUCCCUAACACUCAAAGGGGCGCGCCGGCGUUGGGCGGGCUGGGCGGACUGGGCGGUCUGGGCGGCGCGGGCGCGAUGCCGCCGCCGGCGCCGCCCGAGCGCCACCUCGCCUACACCGCCGCAUUCUCGCGCCUCGCCACUGUCAAACAGGUGACAGAAUUCCUGUGCAACGCUCUCGGUCUGGCGCGCGAGGACGUGCGGCUGUGGGCGCUGGGCGGCGGGAGCGGCGGGGGUGGCGCCCUGCUGCUGGACGACGAGCGACCCACGCUGGCCGCGCUGCGCCUGGACGAACGCGCGCGGCUGCUGCUGGAGGUGCGCAACGCCGACCUGACGUGGCCCGAGGAGAUCGGCGCGCUGGGCGGCGGCGCGGGCGGCGCGCGCUGGGCGGAGCGCCGCGACACGCUCACGGCGCCGCAGCUGCCGGGCGCCACGGGCCUGCACAACCUCGGCAACACCUGCUACAUGAACGCCGCGCUGCAGAGUGUGUGGAAUACGGGACCGUUAGCGCAGUACUUUAAUUCAGGCAUGCACUUAUAUGAAGUGAACACCAGCAACCCGCUCGGCACGAAAGGUUCGCUGGCGAUGCGUUUUGGAGAGCUUUGCAAAGAGGUGUGGACGAGCGAAGCGCGGUCGGUGGCGCCGCUACGCGUGCGCUGGUGCGUGACGCGCCACGCACGCGCGCUCGCCGGCGGCGGCCAGCACGACGCGCAGGAGCUGCUCGCCUGGCUGCUGGACGCGCUGCACGAGGACCUCAAUCGCGCCGCCCGCCCAUCGCCCGCUCCCGCCCCGCCGCCGCCCGCUCCGGCGCCCGCCCCCGGGGGCGACGCGCCGCGGCCCGACCGCGAGGCGGCGGGCGAGGCGUGGGCGGCGCACGUGGCGCGCAACGACUCCAUCCUGACGGAGCUGUUCUGCGGGCAGCUGAAGUCGAAGGUGCGGUGCAGCGCGUGCGGUCGCGAGUCCGUGCGCUUCGACGCCUUCAACAUGCUCAGCCUGCCCCUGCCCAUGGAGAGCUACGUGCGGGUCACCGUCGGCGUGAUCCUGCAGGAUGGCUCGGUGCCGGUCAAGUACGGGGUGAAAGUGAACUCUGAGGGCACGUAUUUAGAUCUGAAGAAAAAUUUAUCCGAACUGUGCGGGCUACCGCCGGAGUCGCUGGUGCUGGCCGUGGUGGCGGGCGCGCUGGUGGCGCGCUGGCCGCGCGACUGCGAGCGUGCCGGCGCCGAGCCCGACCUGCUCGCCUACCAGCUGCCCAGCGCCGACGACGACGACGACCGCGACUACACCGGCGAGCUAGAGGAGACAGACUCGGGCGUGACGGAGGGCUCCGGCUCAGGGCUCGGCAGCGAGGCGGAGGGCGAGGCGGAGGCGGAGCUAGAGGCGGAGGGCGAGGCGGAGGUGGAGGCAGAGACGGGGCUGGACGGCGCGCGCGGCUCGGUGAGUGUGGCCCGCUCCUCGCUCUGCAUGCCGGCACUCUUCUGCUUCAAGCAAGCACGCCCGACAUUGCAGCGCUCGCGCUCCGAGUUGCUGAUGCCGCCCUCGCCUGCCCCGGCGCCGCCCGCCCUCGCGCCGCCCGCCCCCGCGCCGCCCUCCGCCGCCUCCUGCCCCGGCGGCAUGUACCGGCUGGGCGUGGCAUCUCCGGGCGACGACUCCGUGGAGUACAUGGUGGCAGUGCACAGAAAGCAGGUGGGCGCCGACGCGUACUUCGUGCCGUGGCAGCGUUCGCGCGUGGCGCUGUUCGGUGUGCCGCUGCUGGUGCGUGUGGCGCGCGGCGCCACGGGCCGCCGCCUCUACGCCGCCGUGUGGCGCCAGCUCGCGCGUCUGCUGUCUGCGCCCGCACCCGCCGCCGCCAACCACGCACGCGACUGCGACGACAGCCUCGGCAACGAGUUCCCCUUCACGCUGCGCCUCGUGUCGGCCGAGUCGCGCGCGCGACGCUGCGCGCUGUGCGCCUGGCCCGCGUUGUGUCGGGGCUGUGCGCUGCCGCCCACGGGCGCGCCGCUGCCCCGGUGGGCGGGCGCGGGCGAGGCGCUGCUGGCCGUGGACUGGGAGCCGCCGGCGCUGCACCUGCGCUACCAGCGCGCCCGUGAGCGCGCGUGGACGGAGCACGGGUCGCUGCGCGCGGCGCCGGGCGCGCGUGCCGUGGACGUGGCCAGCUGCCUGCGUGCCUUCACCACGGAGGAGCGGCUGGAGCAGCGCUACCGCUGCGACGCCUGCAACGCCGCCAUGCCCGCCACCAAGAAGCUGCAGAUAUGGCGCCUACCGCCCAUACUGAUAAUCCACCUGAAAAGAUUCCAAUACGUGAACAACAAAUGGAUCAAAUCGCACAAGGUGGUGAACUUCCCGCUGGAGGACUUCGACCCGACGCCGUACCUGGCGUCCGUGCCGCAGGAGACCAUCCUACGGCACAAGGAGCUGAAGGCGGCGCGCCGUCGGUCCUCCAUGUUCGUGGACGUUGACGACGCCAUCUCCGAGACGGACUCCGACCACUCCGACGACGACCGCACGCACGAGACCAGCGAGUCCAUUCAGGCGAACGAGAGGAGAAGGAGUAGGGAGAGGAAGAGGCGGGAAACCGUCGAGGUGAAAGAGAGAAAGAGACUGGAGUCAACUAGCUUGACGAACACCCCCGUGAUGGACGACAACCUGGUGGACUAUCAUCAGCACCAUCUCAAACCUGAAGAGGACCCCUUCGAUUUGAAGUACAAUUUAUAUGCAGUUGUGUCGCACACGGGGCAGCUGAGCGGCGGGCACUACGUGGCGUACGCGCGACACGCGUCGGGCGCGUGGCUGUGCUACAACGACUCGUCGGUGCGCGCGCUGCCGGCCGGCGCGCCCGCGCUCGACGCCGCCGCCGCCUACCUGCUGUUCUACGAGCGCCGCGGCCUGCGCGCCGCCGCCUACCUGCCGCGCCCGCCCACCGCGCCGCCGCCGCCGCCGCCCGCCCUGGACGACGACGACGCCGACAUGCGCAACCUAUGCUCGCUCGUG